GAAGCCAAUCCCUCUCAGCUGUAAUGGCUUACUAGUUUGGAGAAGAAGCAGAAGAAGCGCAAACGCGAACGCAGCCGCAGCCGCAGUCCACACGCCGUUCCGAGCUGCUCGGAGCCGGGAUCAGGGCGGAGAGGGAACCGGGGGAUUUAUACCGUCUAAAGGAAGUGUGUGGUGAGGAAGGAGAGGAACUGCGGAGGAGCAUCGGGAGAUCUGGGGCUCGGAUGUGGAUCUCGGAACAACCUGUUGGACUUGAGAAGGAGAGGAAGAAGAAGGAGAAGGAGAAGAUCUCGGGUUCUCAUUGUGGAGGUGAUGCUGGAGCUGCAGCUACACUGUAACCUUUAACUGACCUUUCACACUGUACAGCAGGCACCAUGCACGUGUCUCUGGCCGAGGCUCUGCAGGUCCGAGGAGGUCCUCUGCAGGAGGAGGAGGUGUGGGCCGUGCUGAACCAGAGCGCCGAGAGUCUGCAGGAACUCAUGCGCAGAGACCCGACUGCCCUGGGUUUCAUCAUCUCGCCGUGGUCUCUUCUGCUCAUGCCGUCUGGAAACAUCUCGUUCACGGAUGAGAACGUGACUCAGCAGGAUCUGGGAGCGUUCACAUCCCCGGAAGUGCUCGAGGGACUCAACCUGUCCUCGCUCUCAGACAUCGAGAAGAUGCACAUGUAUUCACUGGGCAUGACUCUGUUCUGGGGAGCAGAUUAUAAGAUUCCUCAAAGCCAGCCCAUGAAGCUAACUGAGCACCUGAACAGUAUUCUGCUGAAGAUGUGUGAUGAUUCGACGCUGACCCGCCUCUCUGUUCGCUCGCUCCUGGACGUCUGCAGCACACAUGUCCGUAACUCCACGUGCGAUCCGUCCUUUUCGUACGUGCGGAAGCUGGUGCGUCUGGUCCUCGGCAGUCUGUCUCAGCUGGAUGGUUUGCUCUCUCAAAAUGAGAGGGAGUCCCUGCCUGAGAGGAGUAAAGAGAUUCGAGAGAGGUUGCGUGGUAAAGGUUUGCCUGCAGGUCGUAGUGCGGCUCAUCGUGUCCUGGAGCGUUACCGAGCUCGCUCUCAGGAGCAGGCCGCUCUGAGCCGAGGCCUGAGCCGCUCCAUGGGCUCGCUGCCCACUCGCGAUGAAAACUUCCAGCAGACUCCGCCUCCAUCCGAGUCCUCUUCUGAACCGUUUGCACGACAGCAAAAGGUUAAAGGUCAGCUGACGGAGCCGGACCGCCGAUCCAUGCCAAACAACAGGAAGAAGAACUGGGCGUCGUCCGUGGAUUUGGCCUACUUGGACCCAGAGUUGCUGCGUUUCGGGGCGCUGGAAGAGGCCCGGCGAGGAAGCAGCGCCCUCAGCACACGCUCCUACGGCAGGCCCAAGUCGGCAUCGAGGGUCCGAGACGUGCCUUAUGGAGAUUUUGAAGGUUUGGCGGUCAGGAAAGGUCAUCAUCGCUCUGCGCAGUCGGUGGGCGGAGCAUAUGACAAACUUCGGGAGAAACACAAGAAGUUGCACGCGCUCAGUCAGGCCAUAGACGAUCCUAUGCACACACAUAGGAGUUAUCAGAGUGACUACAGCUCGUCCAGUGAGAGUCCAUCAGUAACAUCAUCAGACCCAGACUAUAGACAUGCUAAAAGGCCAGAUGAUCUGAGACGCUUCAUUUCACAAGUGGGACUGUCUGAGAAUGACGGCCUGACACACAGACAUGGGCUGUAUGAUGUAGGGCAGGAGGAGACGUUCAGGACGGAGCUGCUAAUGUCCAGACCGGAGGACGGGAUGCGGAGACUCCAGCCGCAGCUCUCCAGAUCCAGCAUUUACCCCGGAGACGAGCCGCACGCUUCUAUUAAUGACCUGCAGGAGGUGAUGAAGAGCAGCUUGAUGGACAUCAGCAGCUUUCAGAGUCGAAAGGCCAAGAAUUUCUUUGGCCCCGAGUUUGCAAAGAUGUCCACGGAGCCGUGCGUGGUUCUGAACGUUCCCUCUUCCAUAAUGAAUAAGCGUGGGAAGGUGGAUGAGAGCCAGCGGAAGGUGUAUGUGGUUCUGCUGAGCGGUCAGAAGCUGGAUGUGAGCUGUGACGUGAAGGCCGUGUGUAAGGACGUGUUGGACAUGGUGAUCGCGCACGUGGGUCUGGUGGAGCAUCACCUUUUCGGCCUGGCUUACCUUAAAGAUGACGAGUUCUUCUUCAUCGAAUCGGACUGCAAAAUCUCGAAGGCGGCUCCAGAUGGCUGGAAGGACGAUCCGAAGAAAAGAAAAAACGACAUUAACUUUACGUUAUUCCUGCGCAUUAAAUUCUUCCACGAUGAUGUCAGCUUCAUCCAGCACCCCAUGACCAAGCACCAGUAUUACCUGCAGCUGCGGAAGGAUAUUUUGGAGGAGCGAAUGCGUUGCAACAUGGAGAACACCAUGAUUUUGGCUUCUUUGGCUCUGCAGGCUGAAAUCGGCGACUACCAGCCCGAGCUCCAUGGAAAGACAUAUUUUAGGACGGAGCAUUAUGUCCCUGCUAAUAUUAUGGAGAAGCUGGACCAAAGCUCCAUAAAGGAGGAGCUCUCAAAACUGCACCACAGCUACUACGGGGCAGCAGAGGACGAGGCCGAGUUUGAGUUUCUCAAGGUGAGUCAGCGGCUGACGGAGUAUGGUGUUCACUUCCACCGUGUGCUGCCCGAGAAAAGAUCUCAGACAGGAAUCAAGAUGGGUGUCAGCUCUAGAAGCAUCCAGAUAUUUGAGGUACUGAAUGGAAACCGAACGCCAGCGCUGAAGUUUCCCUGGAGGGAGACCAAGAAGACCUCCUUCACCAAAAAGAAGAUUUGCCUGCAGAACUCUUCAGAUGGAAUCAAACACGUGUUCCAGACAGACACUCAGAAGACUUGUCAGUAUCUUUUCCAGCUGUGCUUAGAGCAGUACAAAUUCCACCAGCAGAUGAAAACACGGCAGAGCAACCAGGAGCAGCAGGAGAUCGAAAACUCUCCCCUGAACAUGCUGCAGUACCCUGCGGCUCCUGACAGCCUGGGCAGAGCUGUUAGCAUCGCCAGUCUAGCAGCCAGCGCUACGAUGAGCACACGGUCCAACCCGGAAAGCCGGAAAAGGAUGUCAAGCUCAGAGGAACGAGCUUUUCCUUCUAUAAGCACAAACUCCAGCUCCAGGAUGAAGAGCCGCUCUUAUCACAACUUGGGCGAGCUUCCAGAGUCCCCCGAGCAACAGGGGGCGCCGUUCACCUCUGCACAUCAGCGCGCUAGCUCCGAUACGGACUCCACGGCUGUUCGUGGGCAGCAAGAGAGGUCCAUGGGACGCGCUGAAGCUCUGAGCUGGAGCCCAAAGAACCAGAAGAAGGAUUCGGACACAUCGUCCUAUGAGGAGAGCGGAGCGUACGUUGAAGGUCAGCAGCCGGGAGAAUAUUCAGAUGUUAGCAUUCACAGUUCAGACUUAUCAUCAACACUGGGCUCAUCAGUAGGAAUUACUGAUUCACUAAAGAAAAAGUUGGACUCGUUGCCUUUUCUUGAGCGUGAAAUUAAAAGUGUUAAUCUGAAGAAAGAUGUGAAGUACGGACUGGGCUUUCAGAUCAGUGGAGGAGAGAGUGCAGGCCGGACUGAUCUUAGCACCAUCAUCAGCUCCAUCACUCCAGGAGGACCUGCUGAUGUGGAUGGACGCCUGAAACCAGGCGACCGGCUGCUCAAAGUAAACAAUAAUAAUGUUGAAGAUCUUACUCAUGAGGAAACCGUGGAAAUCUUACAGAGUUCUCCAGAUGACAUCACACUGCUGGUGUCACAGCCCAAAGAGCGACUCUUUACAGACUCUCCUUCAGAUCUUUCCCACUACAAAGACAAGCCGAGACAGGAAGUAGACCUGGGUUCUUCCUCUGAGGAACUGGCUCAAUCCUUUCCUUCAUUCUUCGCUAAGAACAUCGCAGGAAACUUACCACAGACGCAACUCAACGGCACGCACCAGAAAGAUGAAAGCGGGGUUGGCUCCGCCCCUCCGGCGCUGCCUCCCAAAACCAGGAAGUCUAGAAGCUCUGAGGCAGCUAAAGAGGCGGAGAUCUCCGACAGAGGCGACUCGGACAUGGACGAGGACACGCACUCGAGUAACCAGGACAAGCUAAAGUCUAUAAAGGACGUCUCCGUCACGGACGGAUUAAAUGGUAGUGGCCCAGAAGUCAAUAGUCUCCAGCCUGGAGAUCUAUUUGACGUUGAGCUGUUUAAAGUAGACAGCAGUCUGGGCAUUAGUGUCACGGUACUGUUCGGAAAGGGAGGCUCCAAUACUUCGGUGAGGCACGGCGGGAUCUACGUCAAGGGGAUCAUUUCUAAAGGUGCAGCUGAUCUGGAUGGGAGGAUCAAGAAAGGAGACCGUGUGGUAGCUGUGAAUGGGAGAAGUCUAGAAGGAGUCACGCAUAAGGAGGCGGUGGAUGUUCUGAGAGACACGGGGCAGUUGGUCCAUAUGUUGUUGGAGAGAGGGCAGCUCCCGGAGGACAGAGUUCACGCUCCUCUCACUCCUCAGGGAACUUCAGUGGUUCAAGAAACCAAACCUCAGCUGCGGAGUGUUGUGAAAAAACCCAGGCCAGAAUACAGCUUCAUCACACCAGACAACGUGUUUGAGGUGAGCUUGCUGAAGAACAUGUCUGGUCUCGGGUUCAGCUUCAGUCGUGAGGAGAAUGUUCCGGACGAGCCGCCCGGCACCAGCAUGGUCCGAGUCAAGAAGCUGUUCCCCGGCCAGCCGGCUGCAGAGAGCGGUCUGAUCCGCGUUGGCGACGUCAUCCUGCGUGUCAAUCAGACGUCACUCAAAGGGCUCACGCAGCACGAGGUGAUCUCGGCAUUAAGAGGGACGGGUCAGGACGUGACGUUGCUGAUGUGCAGGCCUGAAGAAGGAGUUCUUUCUGACAUGGAUUCCUCAAACCAAACUGCUACUCCGUCCUCUUGUAAGGAACCUCCUCCGAAGCCAAAACUUGUCUCGACCCCAGCGUCUCCCCUUCAGGAGGAGAAAACCUAUUCCAUUGGCAUGGUGGAAGAGGCUCUGGAGCGGAUGCUGAUGAAGUCGCCGAGCCGCAGAGACAGCUACAGUGACAGUACUGACGACGAUGAUGAUGAUGAAGAGGGCUUUAGUCCUGCAGGUCAGAACGAGUCCUCAUGGGAGAUGGACGACACCAUCCGCUCCGCCUACGCCAACGCCAACCAGUCGGCCGCCGCCGGGACCGAGGCCACCCGGAGGGCUCCUCCCUCGUCCCCUGUUCUCUCGUCUCCAGCUCUUCCUGAAGCAGGCCCCAGUUCUCACCCUUUAACCCCUUCACUUCCCACCCCCCUCAACCUCACACUUCCAGAGCACAGUCCAGAACCAGAUGACUACCUGCCUGAAGUGGAGCUCAAUGUCUCUCUUGUGAAGUCUGAAAAAGGAAGCCUGGGCUUCACGCUGACGAAAGGAAACGACCACAACUGCUACAUCCAUGACAUCGUUCAAGACCCGGCAAAAGGCGACGGCAGACUUCGGCCCGGCGAUCGCAUGAUAAAGGUGAAUAACUCCGAUGUUUCCGGGAUGAGUCACACCGAGGUGGUAAAUCUGGUCCGAGCCGCACCUCGAGUCGUCGAUCUGGUCGUGGGACGUGUCCUGGAAGCUCCAAAACCACCGAUAGACGCACACCUGCUUCCUGACAUCACCUUUCAGUGUCCCACAGACUCGCUGGGUCUGGUGCUGGAUGGAGGUAAAGAGAGCGUGUUUGGUGUCCUGUACGUGAAGGACAUUGUCCCGGGUUCGAUGGCCGCCACGGAAGGAACUCUGAGGAAACUGGAUCUCAUUCACUACAUUAACGGAGCGCCGACAAACGAACUGACGCUCAGCGAGAGUCGCCGAAUUCUGCAGCUCAAACAGCAAGAGCUCACUUUCAAAGCCACCAGGGACGGAAAACCUGUGUGUCCUGAGAAGGAGAAAAUCUCGAUCCUGAACAACGUCAGCAUAAAAACCAACACAUCGCCUACUAUGAACGGUUAUCUUCAUGGUAAUGAUCAGGAUUUGGAAGCCAUCUGUCCCUCUGAGGAGCAGAUCAUCAGGCUGCAGUUGGAGAAGCCGCCGGGCGGCACUCUGGGUUUCUCCGUCAUCGGAGGAGAGAGAGGCGUUUUUGUGAAGUCCAUCACCCCUGGAGGAGUAGCUCAGGCAGACAACACGCUACAAGUUGGAGAUCGUCUGCUUAAAGUGAAUGACGACCUGAUGACUGGUGUGUCGCAUUCCAAAGCAGUCACCACAAUCCGGAAAGCCAAAGGGGUCGUUCACCUUGUAGUGUCUCGACCUCCUGAUCAGACCCCCAGCACAUACCUGGGCUUCCUUCCUCUGAGCUCCAGCAACGGCAACACGGAUGUAAGUGAGGACAGUGGGGUGAAAUCAAAACUCUGCAGUUCCCCAGAAGCACGAAAAUCCAAAAGUCCACCUGCACUUCCACCUAUAGAUUAUGACACCAGUUCUUUAGAGAGAAGACUAGAAGCUGACGAGUCAGACACCGACUGUGAUGGUUCGUCUCUACCAGAAGAUUCUCCAGAGACGACGAGGAGGUCAGAAUGGCAAGAGGAGGCCGUGGAUAGUCCACAGGACGACAGUUACCAGCACUCAUCCUCAGGACAGCUGGAUGAGGACGAGGUCACGUGGGGCAGCGAUGAUCUUCCCAUCGAUAACAUCAACUCUAAAUUCACGGAAGAUGGACCGAUCAUCACGGAGGAUGAGCUGACUUCCCUGCCACUGGUCAGAGUGGUUCCCAACGGCCAGUACACCGGAUCCAAGCUCAACUCCGUGGUGAGAAUGAUGAGAGGAUUGCUGGAGCAGAAGGUCCCCUUACAGGAGUUUGAGAACCUGCAGAAUUUACAGCCGCUGGACGACUGUUUGAUCGGACAGACGCAGGAGAACAAGAGGAAAAACCGCUACAAAAACAUCGUGCCGUUCGACACCACCAGGGUGACCCUGGGCAAAGACGGCGGCUACAUCAACGCUAACUUCAUCAAGAUGCCCGUGAAGGACGAGAGCUUCCUGUUCAUCGCGUGUCAGGGUCCGCUUCCCACCACGCUGGCAGAUUUCUGGCAGAUGGUCUGGGAGCAGAAGUCCAACGUGAUCGCCAUGAUGACCCAGGAAGUGGAAGGAGGGAAGGUGAAAUGUCAGCGCUACUGGCCCGACACGCCGCGGACGCCGCAGAUGGUCGAUGAGAAGCUGCAGGUCACGCUGGUCAAAGAUCAGCACCUGGACAACUUCAUCAUCCGUUUGAUCGAGGUCAAGGAUGUCCAGACGAACCAAAUCCAGAGAGUCACACACCUGAACUACACGGGCUGGCCUGAUCACGGCACUCCCACGCAGCCAGAGCAGCUCCUCACCUUCAUUUCCUACAUGAGACACAUCCACCAAUCAGGGCCCAUCAUCACCCACUGCAGCGCCGGGAUUGGCCGAUCAGGAACGCUUAUUUGCAUAGACGUGGUUCUUGGUUUAAUCAGUAAAGACACUGAUUUUGACAUCUCUGAUGUGGUGAGGACAAUGAGACUGCAAAGACAAGGCAUGGUGCAGACAGAGGACCAAUAUAUUUUCUGCUACCAAGUCAUCCUGUAUGUGCUCAGAUGUCUGCAAGCCGAGGAGAAGAUGUCAGGAUAGAGAGGCGGGGUUUCGUCUCACCUCGUCUCCCUUCGUCUCGUCACGUCUCAUCUCUCUGUGCUCCUGCUAAUGUUCCUAAAAACACCAGCAAGAACUUUCCCACACUUCCUCGAAUCCAAUUCAAAUAAUAGCUUUAUGGAUUAUUUUUUGUACGCUCCUGUCGCUUCCAUUCCCUCCGGCUGACCACAACAAUAAAAAACGUAGAUUUUUUAAAUAAAAUUAUUUUCUCCACAGCUUUUUUUAAAGGAUGUUUUAAUGAUGGAGAGAGCGAAUAAAUUCCUAUUUUACCUGUAUUUUAUUGCUGCCUCGACGCGAUACGACGACAGUAUUUGCUUUGUAAAUCUUUUUCUGGUUGCCGAGUGCCGGUGAUUGGUCACUGAAAUGAACGUGUAUAUAUUUCGCUCGGACAGAUGUGGAUAUGAUGUUUCAGCUGUUACAUACUCGACUAUUUGCAAUUUGUAAAUAAAAGACUAUCGUGCCUUUAAA
Molecule: messenger RNA, 8057 nt
Organism: Silurus meridionalis
Lineage: Eukaryota; Metazoa; Chordata; Actinopteri; Siluriformes; Siluridae
Gene: ptpn13
Product: protein tyrosine phosphatase non-receptor type 13
Exons: 49
Coding region: 372-7571 (2399 amino acids)
Biological process (GO): peptidyl-tyrosine dephosphorylation
Cellular component (GO): cytoplasm; cytoskeleton; nucleus
Molecular function (GO): phosphatidylinositol 3-kinase regulatory subunit binding; protein tyrosine phosphatase activity
Source: RefSeq, a predicted model, not a curated record